This is a messenger RNA of Adineta ricciae, 654 nucleotides long. NCBI's taxonomy places the organism in Eukaryota, Metazoa, Rotifera, Eurotatoria, Adinetida, Adinetidae. The record is from the annotation of a GenBank genome assembly.
AUGCGUGAUGCCGAUGGAAAUUCGAUUGUCUUUCAAGCAUGUUUUGUUGAAUUUCCAUUGUUUAGAUUUGGCCUUGUAAGCCAUUGUUUGAAAAAGAAAAACAAGAAAUUGAUGCAUCUCUCAUGGCCAACGAAUCUAUUCAUAUGUUUUCUACUAAGUCUUUUCAUCGCAAUCAACGCGGAUUUGGAGUAUCCGGAAGAUUAUAUUGAUAAGACGACACGUAAAAUUGACCAAUCUAAAACACGAAAAAUGUUGCAUCAUGAUGUUCCGGGUUAUGAUCACGGUCCUGAAAUCUACAGUGAUGAAUCAAAUGAGGAUAGUGAAGGCUUGCCGCAGACAGCUAUUUCAACUAGUACAACAACAAAAACCACUACAACUGAAUAUGAAAUAACAGAAGCUUAUGGAACAUUAUCAACAACAGAUUUUGCAGAACUGAUACCUGACCUGUCAAUAGUAACGGGAGAUUCUGUAGAGAUUGACGCGUAUCUCCGAAGAACAAAUAGAGAACGAUUGAUGCUGAAAAUCUUUGCGAUUGUGAUGAUAACCGCAAUGAUCAGUUUAACCAUCAUUUUACUAACACUUUUUUGUAUUCGAAAGAAACGUCGUUAUGAUGGUUACAAUCUUCCACAAAAUCAACCUUCAUCAAAAGCAUAA